AUGCAAAAAGAAGAAGAUCUUACGCGCGGUGAGAAGCUUAACCGGAUUCUCUUCACAGAUGAGAAGAUACUCACCGUAGAACAACUCCGAAAUGCACAGAACCAACGGGAUUUACUGCCAAGGAAGCAAAGAGUUGUUAAGUCUGAAAAAACACAUUUUCCGCAGUCCGUGAUGGUAUGGGCCGGAAUUUUGGGUCUGUGCAAGACCAAGCUUGUGUUCGUUCAAAAAUCGAGGACAAAUCUUGGAGGCUACUGUGAUCGCUUGGGCCAAAGAAUAUGCAAAGAGCAUUGA
This is a messenger RNA of Strongylus vulgaris, 291 nucleotides long. The record is from the annotation of a GenBank genome assembly. Lineage: Eukaryota; Metazoa; Nematoda; Chromadorea; Rhabditida; Strongylidae.